Ctenopharyngodon idella (grass carp) is the source of this 1686-nucleotide messenger RNA. It is a transcript of the gene ptger1c, whose product is annotated as prostaglandin E receptor 1c (subtype EP1). Gene Ontology annotation, molecular function: thromboxane receptor activity; prostaglandin E receptor activity. Gene Ontology annotation, cellular component: plasma membrane. Lineage: Eukaryota; Metazoa; Chordata; Actinopteri; Cypriniformes; Xenocyprididae. The record is from RefSeq and is a predicted model, not a curated record. The transcript has 3 exons. Bases 187 to 1326 code for a protein of 379 amino acids. Gene Ontology annotation, biological process: positive regulation of cytosolic calcium ion concentration; inflammatory response; adenylate cyclase-activating G protein-coupled receptor signaling pathway.
GAGUGAUAAGAGGUAGAACUGCCUGAAGCACAUGGAAGAAGAGCUGCUGUCGCUGAUAUAUACAGGACAAACAGACGCAGAGACGCUGGCAAUAAUAGAUGAAUCCGUUCUAGAAGCAUCCUGGAAAGAAAGGUUCAUCACAGACACUCAUCUUUAAGGAUUUCCUGACUGUCCUUCAGUCACACCAUGGAUAUUCUUUUCACCUCUUCCUUCCCCGUUUUAUGCCAGCACUCUAGAGAUUAUAAUCUCACAACUCUCUGUCCUGACAACCAAAAGGUAAACUCAACGCCUCCUGCUCUGGUUAACCCACCAGCGUUUGGGAUGUCCUACUUCACCAUGACCCUCGGUGCCCUUUCAAACCUAAUUGCACUAGCAAUCCUAGCCCAUUCUUAUGCCCGCUUACGCCGACGGGCCAAAGCGCCGUUCCUACUGCUGGCUUCAGCCCUGCUUCUGAGUGACCUGGCAGGCCACCUGAUCACAGGGGCUUUGGCACUUCACCUCCAUCUUGAAAGAGUGAAGCAUCACGGGGCGGCAGUAGCAGUGGCGCCUCCUCAGGUUUACUGCAAGUUAUUUGGAGCUUGCAUGGUGUUUUUUGGGCUUUGCCCUCUGCUGCUGGGCAGUGCGAUGGCAGUGGAGCGCUGCAUAGGCAUCACGCAACCUCUCCUGCACCCGGCGGUUGUCACCAUGACACGCGUCCGCCUCACCAUGCUCCUGAUUGCCUCCACAGCUCUCACUUUGGCGGGACUCCCUCUGCUGAACGUGGGGGACUACAAACCACAGUUUCCUGGCACCUGGUGUUUCUUACCUGUGAACGGUCCGCUUUCCAUCGCUGACGCCAGCCUUGCUUUGGCUUUUUCCAUACUGGGGCUUGUAACAUUGAGCGUCUCAGUUGUGUCUAAUACUAUAAGUGGGCUGAAAUUGCUCCAGGCAAGGUUUAAGGACCGAUGUGUCAAGUCAAACGCUGCUCGGAGACAUGGAUUCCUCUCAUCUUCUUCUCUGCAUUCCCUGGAUGUGGAAAUGAUGACUCAGCUGGCCGUGAUAACGGUGGUCUCCUGCGUCUGUUGGAGUCCAUUUCUUAUUUACAUCCUCAUAUCCAUUGGCAGGUUUUAUAAAGGAAUCAGCAGACCGGUGCGUCAGUGUGAGAAGCUGCUUCUCUUGGCUCUGCGCUUGGCUAGCUGGAACCAGAUUCUGGAUCCAUGGGUUUACAUCCUCCUGCGGCGAGCGGUUCUGCGCAGAGUCCUUCAGCUGCUGCAGCCCGACAGAGUCGUGUUUACACAGAGCAGCUCCUACAGAGACUCACACAGAAAGCAAAUUAGUUCACACUGAUUACCCAUUUGUUUACACUAACUUCGAAUAUGUUUACUUUGGGUCAUUCACCAAAAAUAUAUGAAAUCAAAUAUUUAUAAAGAAAUUGUGUGAGAAUUUUUUCCAAGUGAAAAAGAAGUGCAAGUGUACAUGGUAUACUUCAAUUUACUUUUUUUUUUUUUUUUUUUUUACUUUACUUGCAGAUAACAUAAUAUUAAUCAAAUAAAAGGCCACUUUAAUUGUACUGAAAGAAAGUACACUUUAAUGACUAUAUUUCCAAAAGCUGCAGUCCGUAACUUUUUUUGGUUAAAAAUGAUCCAAAAUAAAUUUUUGAGCAAGUACAUAACCAGCCAGUGUUCAAAACUAUCUCCUUACCUUAGC